AAUAUUUCAUUUUCUCCGAGAUGCAGAGCGAUCCCAUUUGGUCCGCCGAUUGAGUUUCCCCGGUCAGCGCGUGCUGUCAUCAGCGCGGACGAUCAGCUGCACGUAGGCUAUGACCUCGUUACCUGGCACCCGGUCUAAGCACCGCCUGAGCCACUGUACCGUGGAAACUGAACUUUGAAGAAUGACACAUUCUCUCUCUUUUUGGGAACAUUUGGGGGUGGAAAAAAAAAAACACACGAUGUGAGAAAUACCCGAGGUAACAAAAGGUUUUCUGUGGUGUGACGGUGCGCCUGGGGGAUAAGAGAUUCUUUUAACGAAGGGUACGUAGGAGAUACAAGAAUCCUUACAUUAAGCACGCAAUUAAUGUAAUCCAAGAUGAGCCCAUUUUUUCUCCUCUUUCACAGCUCUGAUACAAAGACAGGCCAGCCCCCUCAUCAGUUUGAAAUGGUAUAAAAGCUCAAGCAUCACCCUGGGCUUUGAAAACCUGAACAAGUGCAAUAUUCAGCUUUGUACUGUACAAUUUCGGAUCCAUUAACUCAUCUCCAAAGAUGCUGUUCAGGGAUAUUCUCCUCCUCUGCUCCCUGGCAGUGGUCCUGGUAAACGGUGACCUGGAUGCGGAUGGGGGUGCCCAAGCCAUGUCCACAGACCAUGACUCCACCUCUGAUGAAGUGCCUACAGAGAGCAUGAACUCCAUUUCCCCUGACCAACCUAAUGACGAACCUCAGUAUUACAAUGGAGGGAAUGGAGAUCCCAGCAGCACAAGUGCUGAAGCCGAUCAUAGUGAUGGUCAUCAACCUGGCAAUGAUGCGAAUGGAAGCUCAGAUGUCACUAAAAGCAGUAUUGAGGACCACGAUGAUGAGAACCCGGACUCAGAUGAAGGUCCGAAGCACAAAUGAAUCAGAUCUCAUCAGAUUCCACAUGAUAUAUGUUAAUGCUUGAGCGAGAUGUUUUCCACAAACAUAUACAAGGGAAUAUUCCAAUGACAUAUAAAGUAAACAUUUAUCUGUAAGGCACAAUAUGAAUUGACUAUUUUAUUCAGUUUUUCAUUGCCUUGCUUGUUAUAGCAUAAGACCACACUUAAGUAAUCACAAAAAUGGAUAUCAUUAAAAAAUGUUUAUCAAUGAUUAUAGAUCAUGAACAUCAUUCAUAUUAAGGAAAGUAAAUUCGUUUGUUGCAACACAUUCACUCCAUCACAAGGAGCUCCAUCUAGAAAAUUUUAAAACCCUAGAAAACUAUUUUGUCUGUGCAAUUUCAAAUAAAACACGUUUCUUAACACAACCUAGAUGGCAAUUUAGUCUUCUGUUCAUGUCCUAAAUCCAAGGAGGAGGUGCAAUAUUUUUUGCGAACAAAUCCUAUUAGAAAUUGUGAAUUACGCCGGUGUGUGUUCUGUCGUGAGCCAGACGGUGGCAGCACAGAGCUAUCUGUGUCCUUGGGCAACGUCAGAAAAUCUAGUUCCUGCUUGUUCACGGUUUGUCUGCCUGCAGGAGUUGAAUUGAAAGGGGCCGAAAUCUGUGUAUAUGCAUAUACCUGUCCUAUAUAUUUGAA
Anguilla rostrata (American eel) is the source of this 1545-nucleotide messenger RNA. RefSeq lists its product as uncharacterized. The transcript is spliced from 10 exons. NCBI's taxonomy places the organism in Eukaryota, Metazoa, Chordata, Actinopteri, Anguilliformes, Anguillidae. The record is from RefSeq and is a predicted model, not a curated record. Bases 549 to 896 code for a protein of 115 amino acids.